Messenger RNA from Parastagonospora nodorum SN15, 159 nucleotides. RefSeq lists its product as hypothetical. The record is from RefSeq and is a predicted model, not a curated record. Lineage: Eukaryota; Fungi; Ascomycota; Dothideomycetes; Pleosporales; Phaeosphaeriaceae. The transcript has 2 exons. The coding region runs from base 1 to 159 and encodes 52 amino acids.
AUGGUUUUCGGGAUCUUACACGUGGGACCGAAAGACAUGCCGGUGGCUAGAUAUGGCGGUUAUGAAGUUGCAUUCCCCGGCUUGAAUCUCGGAGACAUCGUGAAAGAUUCUCGCGUGAGUGAUGGUUCUGGAAGCGAGCUGAGCGGACGAGCGGCCUAG